This is a messenger RNA of Ziziphus jujuba (common jujube), 3794 nucleotides long. Its product is annotated as AP-4 complex subunit epsilon. The transcript has 10 exons. The record is from RefSeq and is a predicted model, not a curated record. Gene Ontology annotation, molecular function: cargo adaptor activity. NCBI's taxonomy places the organism in Eukaryota, Viridiplantae, Streptophyta, Magnoliopsida, Rosales, Rhamnaceae. The coding region runs from base 460 to 3393 and encodes 977 amino acids. Gene Ontology annotation, biological process: receptor-mediated endocytosis; intracellular protein transport. Gene Ontology annotation, cellular component: AP-4 adaptor complex; membrane coat.
AAAGCAGGAACAAUAUCAAUUCUAGCUGUACCAUAAGGAGAAAAGGAGGAAUUUUUAAUCCAAACAAAAACAAAAAACGAAAACAGUUUCAUUGUUUUUAUUAACGCAUUUUCUCAACGUGUUGCUGCCAAUCUGAUAUCUUUCUCUCUCUUAUCUUUCUUUCCCUGUGCUUCUCCGACACCCGGUAGUCCGCAGAGUACUCCUCGUUGUGCUCACACUUUCUCACUCUUUUUCUCUCUCUCUCCAAACAAGAAAUAUAACACCUUCAGAUCUAAUCGUUUUGGAAAAUCAGAAAAUAAAAAUAUAAAAGAAAAAUAAAUCGCUUUCUGGGUUUGGUUAUUGGAGUGAUUAAUGCUUGAGAUCCCAAUUCCCAAAUCCCCAAUUCCGAAAUCCAAACAGCAAUCCCCAAAACCCUAAUUCGAGGAACGAAAAGGAGAACUUUGGUGAGCAAAAACUCCAAUGGAGCAGUUGAAAACGAUAGGGCGAGAGCUAGCGAUGGGCUCGCAGGGUGGGUUCGGGCAAUCAAAGGAGUUCCUUGACCUCGUGAAGUCAAUCGGAGAAGCUCGAUCCAAAGCCGAAGAGGAUCGAAUCGUUCUCCACGAGAUCGAAACCCUAAAGAAACGACUCUCCGAACCCGACAUCCCAAAGCGCAAGAUGAAAGAGUACCUAAUCCGACUUGUCUACGUCGAGAUGCUCGGGCACGACGCGUCGUUUGCUUACAUCCACGCCGUCAAGAUGACCCACGACGACAAUCUCCUCCUUAAACGCACUGGCUAUCUUGCCGUUACUCUCUUCCUCUCCGACGAUCACGACCUUAUUAUCCUCAUCGUCAAUACUAUUCAGAAGGAUCUUCGCUCUGAUAAUUACCUUGUCGUUUGUGCUGCUCUCAAUGCUGUUUGCAAGCUCAUAAACGACGAGACUAUCCCUGCCGUUCUUCCCCAGGUGGUUGAAUUGCUUGGCCAUUCGAAAGAUGCUGUGAGAAAGAAGGCAAUCAUGGCCCUCCAUAGAUUCUACCAGAAGAGCUCCUCCGCUGUGUCUCAUCUUCUCACAAACUUCAGAAAGCGGCUCUGCGACAAUGAUCCUGGGGUUAUGGGGGCUACUCUUUGUCCUCUGUUCGAUCUCAUUACCAUCGAUGCUAAUCCUUACAAGGAUUUGAUUGUGAGCUUCGUUAGCAUUUUGAAACAGGUGGCUGAGAGGAGGUUGCCCAAGUCGUACGAUUACCAUUCCAUGCCUGCUCCGUUUAUUCAGAUCAGGUUGCUCAAGAUUCUAGCUUUGCUGGGUCGUGAUGAUAAGCAAGCUAGUGAGAAGAUGUAUACCGUGGUGGGAGAUAUAUUCAGGAAGUGUGAUUCAAGUAGUAAUAUAGGAAAUGCUAUACUUUAUGAGUGUAUAUGCUGCGUCUCUUCCAUUUUUCCCAAUCCUAAGCUGUUAGAAUCUGCUACUGAAGUUAUUUCAAGAUUCUUGAAGAGCGACAGCCAUAAUCUCAGAUAUAUGGGUAUUGAUGCCCUUAGUCGAUUAAUAAAGAUAAGCCCCGAGAUUGCUGAACAACAUCAACUGGCUGUGAUUGAUUGCUUAGAGGAUCCAGAUGAUACUCUUAAGCGAAAAACAUUUGAACUACUUUAUAAAAUGACAAAGUCCUCCAAUGUUGAAGUGAUUGUUGAUCGGAUGAUUGACUACAUGAUUUGCAUCAACGAUAAUCAUUAUAAAACCUAUAUAGCUUCUCGAUGUGUGGAACUUGCAGAGCAGUUUGCACCGAGUAACCAUUGGUUUAUUCAGACUAUGAAUAAAGUCUUCGAGCAUGCGGGGGAUCUUGUUAAUGUAAAAGUGGCUCAUAACUUGAUGAGGUUGAUUGCAGAAGGAUUUGGAGAGGAUGAUGACACUGCCGAUAGUCAGCUAAGAUCAUCUGCUGUGGAAUCAUAUUUGGGCAUUAUUGGAGAGCCCAAACUGCCAUCAGUGUUUCUUCAGGUCAUAUGUUGGGUUCUUGGGGAAUAUGGAACUGCUGAUGGGAAGUAUUCUGCUUCCUAUAUCACUGGGAAACUAUGUGAUGUGGCAGAGGCAUAUUCCAAUGAUGAAACUGUUAAGGCAUAUGCCAUUACAGCAAUCAUGAAAAUAUAUGCAUUUGAAAUAUCAGCUGGGAGGAAAGUGGAUAUGCUACCUGAGUGUCAAUCCUUGGUGGAAGAAUUAUCAGCUGCACACUCAACAGAUCUGCAGCAACGUGCAUAUGAAUUGCAAGCUGUCAUUGGUUUGGAUGCUCGUGUUGUUGAGAGCAUAAUGCCUUCAGAUGCAAGUUGUGAAGACAUUGAGGUGGAUAAAGACCUUUCAUUCCUUGACAAUUAUGUAAGACUCGCAAUAGAAAAAGGUGCUCAGCCAUACAUUCCUGAGAGUGAGCGCUCUGGAAUGCUAAAUGUCAGCACCUUUAGAGGCCAAGAUCAGCAUGAAGCUUCAACGCAUGGUCUUAGAUUUGAAGCAUAUGAGCUUCCGAAAGCACCUAUUCCAGCAAAGGUUGUUCCAAUUGCCAGUUCAACUGAACUUGUUCCGGUACCUGAGCCAUCAUAUUCUAGGGAGAUCCCCCAGGCUGCACCAGUGUCAUCUGUCUCGGAUGUAGGGUCAUCAGGGCUUAAGCUACAUCUUGAUGGUGUUCAGAAAAAGUGGGGUAGGCCAACAUACUCCUCUACCCCACCAUCUACUUCAAACUCUACUUCUCAGAAGACGGUGAAUGGUGUUUCACAAGAUGGUCGGAGCACUGCAAACUCAAAAGCUCGAGACAGUUAUGAUUCAAAGAGGACACAGGUUGAAAUUAACCCUGAAAAGCAGAAGCUUGCUGCUUCGUUGUUUGGGGGUUCAUCAAAAACUGAGAGAAAACAAUCAUCUGCCAACCAUAAGGUGGCUAAAGCAAGUAGCCAGGCAGCAGAGCCAUCUCAAGUUUCCAACACAACUGUUGUAGCUUCUGUUGGGACAAAUCUUCAACCUCCUCCAGAUUUGCUUGACUUCAGUGAACCAACUGUUACAACUAGUGCUCCAUUGUUAGAUCCCUUCAAGCAGUUGGAAGGCCUUCUAGAUUCAAACGCAGCAGUUGCCUCAACUGCGAAUCAUGGUGGAGGAAAUGCUUCUAAAGAACCUGAUAUAAUGUCAUUAUAUGCGGAUAUGCCUCUAAGUGGGCAUAGCAGCAGUACAGAGAACACUAUUUCAACCCACGGGGAUGAUGCUAAUCUUAUGUCCGGGUUCUCAAAUGCCGCCAGGAUUGAUCAUGGUGGACCUACAGUUGAACACUCCACGCAACAACUUAGCAAGGGACCAAACCCAAAAGAUUCCUUGGAAAAGGAUGCACUUGUAAGGCAGAUGGGUGUGAACCCAUCAAGUCAGAAUCCCAAUUUAUUUAGAGAUUUGCUUGGCUGAAAGUUGUCACAUGGAAAAACUUGGAUUGGAAAACUGUUCGAAGUUUGAUUAUUUGAUUGGUGCAUUUUUAUUAUGAGACAGGAUGAAUAGCUGAAUAGGGGAGACAUUUAUCAUAUAUUCAGCAACAAGAGAAGCAGGAUCAUUUAUCAUGGUGGAGACACCGGCAUGGAGCAGUUUGAUCUUGCCGGUGUAAUUUGAUCUCGAGAAGUGAUGGUAAAGAGUCUGGUACAGGUAGUCAGUGGAGACCUUUUACCCCUUGGUGCUUGUUAAGGCCGCGGAGUGGGGGGAGUUUAAAUGGAGGAGGCAAUAUUUUUCUAUAGUUGUAUGAAUUUACCAAAUAUUUAUUUAUCUUGUUACAAUAAUGCUGUGAAUUAAUGAGAUUUUUUUUUUCCCCGUCCCAA